Messenger RNA from Pochonia chlamydosporia 170, 1671 nucleotides. RefSeq names its product dicarboxylic amino acid permease. Gene Ontology annotation, cellular component: membrane. Gene Ontology annotation, molecular function: amino acid transmembrane transporter activity. NCBI's taxonomy places the organism in Eukaryota, Fungi, Ascomycota, Sordariomycetes, Hypocreales, Clavicipitaceae. The transcript is spliced from 6 exons. Gene Ontology annotation, biological process: amino acid transmembrane transport. Bases 1 to 1671 code for a protein of 556 amino acids. The record is from RefSeq and is a predicted model, not a curated record.
AUGCAACUCUCCCCAAAAGCAAGCCUAGAUCAGCGCGAGUUUAGCGUCACCCAAGAGAAAACAUGCGUCGACGAAUCGCAACCAAAGUCUGCUGAAACCAGCCGUGGCCAACUCAAGAGGAGCCUAAACAGUCGUCAAAUCGGCAUGUUCUCCAUUGCAGGUGCAAUUGGCACAGGUCUUCUGAUUGCAACAGGUUCUGCCUUGGCGAAAGGAGGGCCUGGUUCGCUGCUGAUCUCCAUGAUUGUGAUGGGAUUUAUCUGUUAUAAUGUCCUUGCUGCGUAUGGAGAAAUGGCUACUGCCUUUCCGAUGGACAAAGGUUUCAGUGGUUAUGCCGCGAGAUUUGUUGACCCAGCUUAUGGUUGUGCAACUGGCUUCAAUUACUUUUGCAAGUAUUCCGUGCUUUUGGCAAACAACCUCACCGCUUCGGGUCUCAUAAUGCAAUAUUGGCUCCCAAAUGUCAACGUUGGUGUCUGGGUUGUCACAUUUGCUGUCCCCAUUAUUUUUAUAAAUUUUUGCCCUGUCAAGAUCUUCGGAGAGGUAGAGUUUGCAGCCUCCAUCAUCAAGACUCUUGUAAUUGUAGGAUUGAUGCUACUCUGCCUGAUUAUCGACCUCGGAGGCGCUCCCAAAGGUGACAGGCUGGGGUUUCGUUACUGGCGCGACCCGGGCUCAUUCAAUGCAUACCUCGUGGAAGGAUCCAUGGGCAGAUUCUUGGGUUGGUGGGCAUGCAUGGUGAACGCUGGCUUUGCAUAUAUGGGAACUGAAAUGGUUGGGUUGGCAUUUGGAGAAGCCGAGAAACCAUGGCGAGUUAUCCCAAAAGCUAUCAGACAAACAGCUUGGAGAAUCAUGAUCCUGUACGUUGGCACAGUUCUCCUGUUGGGCAUGGUGGUACCAUACAACAGCCCGGGAUUGAUGACGGCGACCAAAUCGAAAACAGGAGCAGGCGCAUCUCCAUUCAUUGUUGCUAUUGCCGAUGCCGGAAUACGUACACUGCCAGGCAUCGUCAACGGCUGUUUGCUUGUCUUUGUCCUAAGUGCCGCCAAUUCAGACAUCUACAUAUCUUCCAGAACGCUAUACGGGCUUGCCCGUGAUGGCCAUCUUCCACAAUUGCUAACAAGAACCUACGGCAGCGUCCCAGUCUUUGCAGUAGGAAUAUCCUCGCUGUUCUUUCUGCUAGCUCUCAUGAAUACCUCUGAGGGAAGUAGCAAAGUCUUUAGCAACCUGGUAUCGCUUGCCACAGUCUUCGGCUUGUUCAACUGGAUCAGCAUUUUAGUUACAUACUUAUCACUCCGCCGCGGGAUGAAAGCCCAGUCCCUCCCGCAUACAACUUUGCCAUUCAGGGAGCGCUGGAUGGUUAUACGCGCAUCUUUUAGUCUAUUUAUGACCUGCCUUAUUGUUCUGUUUAAUGGUAUAUCAUCAUUUAUUCCUUCAUUUGAUUUAAAAACAUUUUUCUUCGCGUAUACUGGCAUUCUAGUACACUUGAUUCUCAUUUUUGGGUCGAAAGUACUCCUACGAACGUCACACGUAAAACCAAAGUCUAUGGACCUCGACACAGGACUAAUCACUGCAGAAGAAAGGCAGGUAUGGGAGGCUGCUGAACGGUUGGAAGAGAGAAAAAUUGAUUUAUCUUCAUUUGCCACCCGGAUUCGCCGUUUCAUGAAUCGGACCUCAUAA